Molecule: messenger RNA, 2175 nt
Organism: Bradysia coprophila
Lineage: Eukaryota; Metazoa; Arthropoda; Insecta; Diptera; Sciaridae
Gene: Arf1
Product: ADP-ribosylation factor 1
Molecular function (GO): GTPase activity; GTP binding
Source: RefSeq, a predicted model, not a curated record
AAUUGAAGUGUCAGCGGUGUCUUCGUAUCGUUCGUAUUGAUUGUCGUGUAGAAAGAUUAGUUUUUUCAUUUUAUUGUGAAAUAAUUCUCAUAAAUAACUUGGAUUUGUGAAUUUACUGACCUGUGUUGCGUCUACCUGUUUCUUUAAAUGAUCUUCCACUUCUGGAUGUUUAUGAAACGGUGAUCUCUGACAAAACAUAUUGCUGUGUGUGUGUCCGGUCGUGAAGUGAAAAAUUUUGUUUACUAAAUUUGACGCGAGUAAUUUUGAGUUGUUUUAAUUUCAGCAUCCGAUUUCGGUUUGUCCCCUGAAUUGUGUGCGUCUCGUUUUUCUUUCACGGUAACCAUUUACGAAGCCAACUAAAAGACACGAUUUCAACAUGGGAAAUGUAUUCGCGAAUCUGUUCAAAGGAUUAUUUGGCAAAAAGGAAAUGAGAAUAUUGAUGGUCGGACUCGAUGCAGCUGGUAAAACAACAAUUUUAUACAAACUCAAAUUAGGUGAAAUUGUAACAACGAUACCAACAAUUGGUUUCAACGUCGAAACUGUAGAAUACAAGAAUAUUAGCUUUACAGUGUGGGAUGUGGGUGGUCAGGACAAAAUUCGACCGCUCUGGAGGCAUUACUUCCAAAACACACAAGGUCUUAUUUUUGUCGUGGACAGCAAUGACAGAGAGCGUAUCGGUGAAGCCAGAGAGGAAUUAAUGCGAAUGCUUGCAGAAGAUGAGCUCCGAGAUGCAGUUUUACUUAUAUUUGCCAACAAACAAGAUCUACCAAACGCAAUGAAUGCUGCUGAAAUCACCGACAAGCUGGGAUUACAUUCACUGCGAAACCGAAACUGGUACAUUCAAGCCACAUGUGCAACUAGCGGCGACGGUCUAUACGAAGGUCUCGAUUGGUUGUCCAAUCAAUUAAAGAAUGCAAAUCGCUAAGUGUUUUUUCUUUUUGUUUUGAAUAAACUAUUUUUUUUCCAACAACGGUCAAGUAAUAAUUUGCAAGAGAAAAUUAAAUUAAUAAAAACAGAAGAAGAAGAAAAAGAUAAUUAAAUGAAAAAUCCAAGAGAUGAAUUUUUGAAGAAAAGGAAAUAAAUGCCACACACACACAGAUACACCGUACACACAACAUCUUAAAUGAAUAAAUUUUGAAUAAAGAAAAUGUUUUGAUUAAUAAAACAAGAAGAAAAGAAAUUUUAAAGAAAAAAAUAUUAAAAAUGAAAAGUAAAAAUAAUUGUAAUAAGUAAACAGCAGAAAAACCACUCACACACACAAAUAUAAAAUUUAAAAAUUUAAAAAAAUAUUAAAGAAAAGGAAGAACAUUCAACUGAACAUCUUAAUUUAAAAUAAAAAUAAAAAUACAACUCCGGACAACCGGCAAUCUGAAGAAAUGGAAAACAUUCGUAAAAAAUCAUUUUCUGUCCCACAUUCAACUUGUUGUUAACAUAAUGCGAAAUAAGACCGGAAAUGAUUUAAAAAAAAAGAAUUAUAUUUAAAAUACAAACAAGAAGAUGAAGAAGAACCAACGACACACAAAAGAAACUAAGAAGAAAAUAUCCCGAAAAAUUUAUAAACAAAAAAAACAAAAUUUAAUUAUUUUAGAAACUCGACAUGAACUCAAUAAACGAAAAGUGUUUAAUUGAAACGAUUUUAAAACACAAACAAAAAAAUUUCGUUUUGUUUCUUCAAACAAACUAUAAAUUGUCGUCUCACCCCCGGUCCACAAAGUUAUUUGUAUAAUGUGUACAGGACUACCAAAGUUGUUCCGUUUACGUAUUAGAAAAGAUAAAAGAAAAAUAUUCUUCUGUAUAAUUCCAACCGCUGUCUUUAUGGUUUCACUAUUUUUUUAAAUAAUUUUUUUUUGUCAAAUCAAGAAUCGGAACGAUGAGAGAAAACUUUUCUCUGAUUCGAAAAUCCGAUUCGAUGUGUACCGCAGUAUAAAUCUAAAAUUUAAAGAAAAUGUUCGAAUGAUUAAAAAAACAAGAAAAGAAAAUUUGAAAUGGAUUACUGAAGCAAAAGAGACGAAGACGAGCGAUUUCAAGUGUGGCUAAUUCGUUUGUAUGCUGUGUCCGUUUCGAAUUCUAAUUAUAAUUAAUGAUAAAAAAAAAUACAGAAUGAAAACAUUGCUUUUUUGUGCAUGUGCAACGUGUCCCAUUCGGCGAAAUUUUAUUCGUGUGGGGGCUACAUCU